This is a messenger RNA of Staurois parvus, 1002 nucleotides long. NCBI's taxonomy places the organism in Eukaryota, Metazoa, Chordata, Amphibia, Anura, Ranidae. The record is from the annotation of a GenBank genome assembly.
AUGGAUGAUGGUGCCUUGAUCCAAGCUGCUGCUCAAGGAGCCCUUUCUCCCGAAUAUACCAAGCUCUGUGCAUGGCUGGUUGCUGAGCUGAAAUUGUUCUGCAAACUAGAAGAAAGCGUAGAAGCCACUAAUAGCCCUGCAGAGGCAGAAGGGUUUCAACUAGAAAUGAGUGGUCUUUUGGCAGAGAUGAACUGCCCGUAUUCCUCUCUGAUAUCUGGAGAUGUCACUAAACGCCUUCUUGACAAGAAGAACUGCCUACUUUUGCUAACGUAUUUGAUAUCAGAACUUGAAGCCGCGCGAAUGCUGAGUGUAAAUAUGCCUGUAAAGAAGGAACAAGAUGGAGGAGGCAGUGACGUCUUUAAGGAAUUGAAGACUAUAUGCAUGACUCUGGGAAUGUCAAAACCCCCAGCCAAUAUCACAAUGUUCCAGUUUUUUAGUGGAAUAGAGAAAAAAUUAAAAGAAACCUUAGCAAAAGUGCCACCUAAUCAUAUGGGAAAGCCUCUUCUGAGCAAGACACUGGGGCCAACUCAUUGGGAGAAAAUAGAAGCAAUUAAUCAAGCCAUAAGUAAUGAAUAUGAAGUCCGGAGAAAAAUGUUGAUUAAACGUUUGGAUGUGACUGUACAGUCAUUUGGUUGGUCAGACCGAGCAAAGAGUCAGUCUGACAAACUGGGCAAGGUUUACCAGCCGAAGCGAGCAGCCUUAUUAAGCAAAAGCACCAUAUCAGUUGCUCAUCUUCUAGCAGCGCGGCAUGAUCUAUCAAAAAUCCUGAGGACUAGUAGUGGAUCGAUUCGGGAGAAGACUGCUUGUGCUAUAAAUAAGGUUAGCUACCUUGGCAAACAACAAGUUAUGGGUUUAAAUGCCCAACACCAGCCAAUCCUUAUGCUGUUUUGGCCAGUGGGGAGGGAUAGAUCCACUGCCUGGUUUUUACUGUUGUCUGUGACCCCUUUGAAAAUAUUUCCCCUUACUAACGUUUGGGACCGGAAAUUAUGGGAUCUCCAUUGA